This is a messenger RNA of Engraulis encrasicolus (European anchovy), 5596 nucleotides long. It is a transcript of the gene flrt3, whose product is annotated as fibronectin leucine rich transmembrane 3. The transcript has 3 exons. The record is from RefSeq and is a predicted model, not a curated record. NCBI's taxonomy places the organism in Eukaryota, Metazoa, Chordata, Actinopteri, Clupeiformes, Engraulidae. The coding region runs from base 1992 to 3971 and encodes 659 amino acids. Gene Ontology annotation, molecular function: protein binding.
AGCUGAGGUGGAGAAUGAACGAGCGCCCAUUAGCAUCCGUGCUACAGCAUGAAAGAAACAUAAAUGUAUUUAUACGCCUUCAUUUCACUUACAAAACAUGCUGCACAACUGAACGAGGGGGCUGAUGUGUUUCACAGUGCUGGCCACAGAGGCUUUCAAGCCUGAUUGUGUGUGUGCGCGUGCAGACGCACACACGCACGCACAAAUAGAAUAUCCAGAGAGCCACAUGUAUGUAUUUUCUCAUCCAUUCUCAGACCUGAAAAAGUAUUCACUGAAUCACUCACUCACCGAGACAUUUUCUCCCUCACACACACACACUAGACACACUCACACCCCCCAUCCCCUUCACAAAAAAACCCACACUGUACACACACAUUUGAAAAACCACAAACACCUAUCCCCUUACACGCCCACUCACCGUUCCCCCUGUCUUUUUUUCUCUCCGCGCCUGGUAUUUCUCUCACUCCAUACACACAAACACAUUGAGGUAUGUAGUAAAGCGGGCACCUCGCAGUCAUCUCACUUUCUCCUGCUCCCCCUGGUGGCCAAACUGCGUCACGCCGCAGAAGCGCUGAAAAGCUGGAAUGAAAAAGACCGGGAGCACAAAAAGCAGAGAGACUGUGGAAAGGGGAGGUAAAGUAGUGCUUGGCUCCGCCCACCGGUGACAUCAGCGUUCUACUGAAGCUGAGCUAGAGGCAGAUGUAGCCUCACACUUGUAGUGCGCUCUAGGCAGACGAUCUGUCCUGCCAGUCCUCCUGUCCUCUCCCGAGCCAAAGGAGUGUGUGCGAGUGUAAAAAAAGUGUGUUGAGGACACGACCACGCAGACACACAGACACAGGGGCUCAUACAUACACACGGGCACACACACACACACAAACACACAACCACACAUGCACAGUGCGACUACAGGGCUGCUGCUGCUGCGGAGAAAUUGUCUACGAGACGCAGGGUUUUUUGGAUCUGGAAUCUUCUCCUUUUGCGCUCUGUUGGAUUUACUCUACUGGCUGGCGGAUUUUUUUGAUAAGGAUAUUUUUUGAUACCCUUUACAGUUAUUGGUUCACCAGGGAGUGACCUGAGGAGAUACACAGCAUGGGAAGUGCGGUGGGAAUCUGACAGGUGAGACCGCAGGUUCCCGAGGAGAGAGGAGAGGAGCGGAGCGGUGGGGACCGACCACGACAACAACGACCCGUCGCGCAAGCGGAGUUCCCCCACCUCCCUCCCCUGAGCCACGAGGCUGGAUACAUAAUUCAUUGCCAGUGCCCGGAGCAGCAGAACAGAACAGAACAGGAUUCUGGGAUUUCUGGAGGGCUGGGCGUUCGUUUUGGAAGUGAGCAGCGACGGGAUUUUGAGCGGCCUCCUGUUUUGGCUGCUGUUGGUGACCCAUGGCUCCACCUCACCCUGGUUGUCUAUGCCAGGUUACGACUGCGUAGAGUGGGGAGAGGAUCCGCCCUGGGCCUGGCCUGGCCCUGUUCUUUCUCAUCACGGAGCUUCCGAUCAAUAGAAAAGCUUCUAAUUUGAAGCUACUGCUCCAGGGCAUAACAGGAUUCUGCACCGCCGAGAGUGUGUGUUUUUUUUUCUCCUCCUUUCCUUCUUUAAUAUUCUCACAAUUGCAUGCGGGCACUGGAGCAGGAAGCCCACAGUUUUGUGUCAGAGCGGAGGAUCUUUCUUUAUAGGUUUAUCUACCAUGGCAAAGCCUUUGAUGGCAUGAACCCUGGACACCGCGGUACAAUAACCGAAGGGUCAGCCGCACAAACAAGGAUCAGUUAUAGCAAAUAACCGGGCCUGGGUCAGGAUCUAAACAAAGAGACCCCCUCCCACACACACACACACUCAGACGACACGGACAAGCGGCUCCAGAAAGGAAGAAGAAAGAGGAGCUUAACAGGCCUCAUUGGAUUGUCGGUGGCGGCGGCAAGAGGAUUUGCUGGCUCUUUUUAAAUCAGGGAAAUUCGGCAUACCCUACCCUACCUUUUCAACAGACGGCACUCAAGAUGUCGUGUCAGAACAGACUCCUCCUGGCUUUCCUUGUCAGGGCUGGAUUACUCUUGAGCAUGGCCCAGCUCCUCGUCAGCGCUGGCGAGGAGUCCUGCCCGUCACAGUGCCGAUGCGACGGCACCUUCAUCUACUGCAACGACCGGGACUUGACCUCCAUCCCCAGCGGACUCCCGCUGGAUGCCACCGUCCUCUUCCUGCAGAACAACCGCAUCAGGAGCUCCGGCAUCCCCACGGACCUGAAACGGCUGGUCAACGUGGAGAAGAUUUACCUGUACUGCAACAACCUGGACGAGUUCCCCACCAACCUGCCGCUGAACGUGAAGGAGCUCCACCUGCAGGAGAACAACAUCCGCGCCAUCACCCACCAGGCCCUGGGGCAGAUCCCGUACAUCGAGGAGCUGCACCUGGACGACAACUCGGUGUCGGCCGUCAGCAUUGAGGAGGGGGCUUUCAGAGACAGCAACCACUUGCGGCUGCUGUUCCUGUCCCGCAACCACCUGAGUACCAUUCCCUCCGGCUUGCCAAACACGAUCGAGGAGCUGCGCUUCGACGACAACCGCAUUUCCUCGAUCUCCGAGCAGUCGCUGGAGGAGCUCAUCAACCUGAAGCGGCUGGUGCUGGACGGCAACCUGCUCAACAACAGGGGCAUCGGGGAGAUGGCCUUCAUCAACCUCAUUAACCUGACGGAGCUCUCGCUGGUGCGCAACUCCUUGACCGCGCCACCCGCCAACCUGCCGGGCACCAGCUUGGAGAAACUGCAGCUGCAGGACAACCACAUCAACCGGGUGCCCUCGGGGGCCUUCGCCUUCCUGAGGCAGCUCUACCGGCUGGAUCUGUCGGGCAACAACCUGAGCAGCCUGCCGCCGGGCGUCUUUGAUGACCUGGACAACCUCACGCAGCUGCUGCUGCGGAACAACCCGUGGUACUGCAACUGCCACAUGAAGUGGGUGCGCGACUGGCUACGCACCAUCCCCGGGAAGGUCAACGUGCGGGGCUUCAUGUGCCAGGGUCCCGACAAGGUGAAAGGCAUGGCGAUCAAGGAUCUGUCCACGGAGCAGUUUGACUGCACGGAGGACGACGCGGCAGCACCCACCUACGAAACCACAACUGUUGCCAACACACCGAGACCACGUCCGCCCAAACCUUCCAAGUGGCCCUCGUAUGUGACUAAAAGACCUGUGGUUAAAGGGCCGGAUCUAAGUAAAAACUACCGCAGCACCACGCCAUCCGGCAGAAAGAUUAUCACUAUAAACGUCAGGUCCAGCAACGCAGAGACGGUUCACAUUUCCUGGAAGGUGUCGCAGCCCAUGACUGCACUGCGCCUCAGCUGGCUAAAGCUGGGACACAGUCCUGCCUAUGGGUCAAUUACGGAGACCAUCGUGCAGGGGGAGAGGACCGAGUAUCUCCUCACAGCCCUGGAGCCGGACUCGGCCUACCGGAUAUGCAUGGUUCCCAUGGAGACUAGUAACAUUUACCUGUCGGACGAGGCGCCCGUUUGCAUAGAGACAGAGACCAGCUCCCUGAACGCACACAACCCCACCACCACCUUGAACAGGGAGCAAGAGAAGGAGCCUUACAAAAAUUCCAGUCUGCCUUUACCCGCUAUAAUCGGAGUGGCCGUGGCCCUUUUGGCCAUCAUCAUGCUGGCGCUAGUGUGCUGGUACGUGCACAGGAAUGGUUCUUUGUUUUCCAGAAAUUGCACAUACAAUAAGGGCCGGCGGAGGAAGGACGACUACGCCGAGGCCGGGACAAAGAAGGACACUUCCAUUCUGGAGAUUCGGGAGGCAUCUUUUCAAAUGAUCCCGAUAAAUCACGUCCCCGUGACCAAGGAGGACUUUGUGAUACACACAAUUUUCCCUCCAAACGGCCUGAGCCUCUAUAAGAGCCCGCCAAAUGACAUGAAGAACAUGAAUAGCCUGAACAACAGGAGUUACAGAGACAGUGGAAUACCAGAUUCAGACCAUUCUCACUCAUGAUACACCAUUGACAAAAACAAACAAUAACUCCAAAGACGUUCUAUCGUGAAUGAGUGAGUGACGUGAGAAAUAGUUGGUCUUUUGCAACACUGGAUCUAAAAAAAAGACUGAAAAAGCAAUGUUCUGUACAUUUGCCAUAUAAUUUAUAUUUAAGGACGAUUUAUUAAAAGACAAAUGUUCAAAUUGCAGGCCAUCCCUGAACUGGCGGUGAAUGCAGUCACUAACUGCAAUUCUAUAUUUUAGAGAUUUGUAGUAAUUUGUACUGUAUUUCCUUUGCUUAAGGUUUCUGACCAAUUAAAAAAAACUUUGUGUUCUACUGAAAUAUGAUGACUUGUCAACUGUGAAAGUGGGUUUUCAUUGCUGUGUUGAACAAUCAGAUUUUAGAGAACCUUGUAGUAUAAAGCACAGGUCAUUCUUUUUUGCUAUGUUUCUGUCAAAAGAAGAAAAAAAACCUAUGGAAAGGCAAAAAAUGAGUACCUUGGGAAAAUGGGGCACAGCUGACUAAAUACAUGGAGGGAAUUCGGCCAUUUUGUCUUGUCUAGGGAGGAGCACAGAGCAUAUAGUCUACAGUGUCAUGGAAACGCAGGGCCUGUGCCUGGAAUCCUAGUUAGACGUUCAAGCAUGGCAGAGUGUCAGGACUCUGCUUCUGUGCUUUGUUUUGCUCGUGAAGAUAGAUUGUUCCCAGUAGUGCGGGACACGCAGACCCCCUCAGCACAGUUCCCUGGACUUCAAACUCCCUGGUCUUCAGUAUUACUGAUUGGUCACAACACAGGAACCACUUAAGCACACAGAGAUCUUUUUUUACAGGGAAAGAGCAGUGGUGUUUCAGUGUAGCCAGGGAAGGCAAGGAUGCCAAAUCUCAAAUUGUUCAAGUCAACAAGGCAGAACAACAACCGGAGCUUUCAGUAACAGUGUUCAGUCCAUACAUAAAUGUCAACAUUGCCCUUCGAAAUUAAUAUAUCCUGGGCAGUUAAAAAAUGAUAUGGUAAGAAUUACAUUUUGGCUUUUUUGGAAUACAAAGUGUUGGCUAUUUUUUUGUUGUUUAAAUAAUAAAUAUUAUUUGUAUUUUUUCCAAUUUAAGCCACUUUUAUGUUGCCACGAUUUUAUUGUUCUUUACAACUUAAGACCAAAGUGCAUUGUAUGCCCUUUGGCCUGUCUUGUAUGUGCCUUGAUCCAAUGCUUAAUGUAUUUAGCUUUUUGAAAGAAUAAAUCAGUGACUUAACUUUUUUCAUACACACUUGAAUAUGAUAAAAUAUUGGUCAUAUUGCAAAAAUAAAAGUGGAUAAAAAUGAAGUGCAUGGUCUCUCUUCACACCGCAUGGAAACCAACCCUAAGUAGAAAUCCAUCACUCUCACUCUCUCUCUCUCUCUCCCUCCCUUUUUCUUUCUAUACACACAUCUUUCAAUCCAUAUCCCUCUCCCGCUCUCUCGCCAUCCUCCCAUCUCUGACGCGGAGGGAGUCCUCUCCAUAGAGCAUCUUCCGCUCAGGGCCGGGAGUGCUCUUUCGUGAGGCUUAGCCAUGUAUGACUUAUCUGUUUUGGCCGGCACGGAGUGGGUAAUAGCAGUGCGACUCUGUGUGUGUGUGUGUGUGUGUGUGUGUGUGUGUGUGUGUGUGUGUGUGUGUGU